AUGGGUUCCGACGCGGCGCGGCAAGCCUCGACACCGGCAACGCCAGCGUCGUCAACACCUGGGCCGGCAGCGACAACGUCGACGAGACCUCCGGCAUCAUCACAGAAUGCCUCCCAUGGGCAAGGGGUCGUCAACGAUCCGGCGCGGACCGGCUUCGACCCGCAGACGAAAUGGUGGAUGAACUACUUUGCCAUCCUCUCCGGCCAGAUGACAGCCGAGGGUCAGUUUCACUACCGCGAGUGGCGGUACAAGGUGCACGAGGAACGCGACUGCAAACGCUGCGACGAGUACCGCGACUGGCUCUUCACCUACUCGCCAGUCAUACGUUUCCUCUCGGAAAAGAUUGGCAGCCUCAACGGCCGGCUCGACGGAUCCAACGUCUUGUGUCGCCGCUGCCCCGCGCGGCUCGAGAGCGACGGCCAGGUCCAUCGCCAGGCCGGUGGCUUCAGCCCCAACCACGGCAUUCUGCUCUGCGCCAACGAGAUCCGCGACCGCAAGCACCUCGAGGACACGCUCGCCCACGAGAUGGUGCAUGCCUGGGACCACCUGCGCUGGAAGGUUGACUGGGCCGGAGACAAGGAUUUGAAGCACGCCGCUUGCACCGAGAUCCGUGCUUCGAUGCUGAGCGGCGAGUGUCGCUUCACGAGGGAGGCUUUCACCCGGGGACGGUGGUCGGUGACGCAGCAGUUCCAAAACUGCGUCCGCAAGAGGGCCAUCGAGUCGGUCAUGGCGCGGCCCCGGUGCAAGGAUAAAGCCCAGGCGUCCAAGGUCAUCGAUCAAGUCUGGGACUCGUGCUUUGCCGACACGAGACCGUUCGACGAGGUCUACAGGUGA
Drechmeria coniospora is the source of this 834-nucleotide messenger RNA. RefSeq lists its product as uncharacterized. Gene Ontology annotation, cellular component: extrinsic component of mitochondrial inner membrane. The record is from RefSeq and is a predicted model, not a curated record. The coding region runs from base 1 to 834 and encodes 277 amino acids. Gene Ontology annotation, molecular function: metalloendopeptidase activity. Gene Ontology annotation, biological process: mitochondrial protein processing; mitochondrial proton-transporting ATP synthase complex assembly. NCBI's taxonomy places the organism in Eukaryota, Fungi, Ascomycota, Sordariomycetes, Hypocreales, Ophiocordycipitaceae. The transcript has 2 exons.